CUGACUUGAUGGCACACUUUACUUUUACCCUGAUUUUGAUCAUGUGAACUGCCCUAUGCUCUGUGAACUCCAGGACGUUCGUCAUUACUACUUCUGUUUCUAUGAAAGGAGAGACAAUUCCCUCUUAUGAAGCCUCUGCAAAGUUCCGCUAGACCCAAGUGACCCUGCUGGGAGCUCUGGCUCCAGCUAUCUUACCCUCAGCAGAGCACGUGAGUGUCAGAGUUUUGUGGGCGAUGCCAUGCAGUAGACAGAGGGCCUCUGAAGGCAAAAGAGAGAGCUGUCUUUGCUGCAAUGGCAGGGCCGUGGCUGUUCUGUCUGCUGGUGGGCUCCAGUACAGCCCUCUUGUUGACUGUGCCCAAAUCCCCAAUUUAUAUCUCAGCUGGGAAUACAGCUUUGCUCUCUGCCUCACUGAAUUUUUCUACUUUGCUGCCAGACUACUUCCAACUAAGGUGGCAUUUUGUCACUGGUAGCUGUCUGGUGCUGUUGCUCAAGGCUGAUAGCUGCCUGGCAGAGACAGCUCCUAGAAACUGGAGGGACUCCUGUGAGAUCAGCAUUGAGAAGACAGAGAGGUACAGUUUUCGAGCAAAGCUGUCUUCUGAGGAUGCUUCACUGGUACUCCAGGAUGUGAGAGUGGAAGAUUCGGGGAUCUACAGCAUCACAAUGCUGGCUUUGGGUGUGAGGUUGUUGGCCAACAUCAACCUAACUGUGACUAACGAAAGCAGUGUUUCAAACCACCAGACUGAGAAUUCAUCUAGCAGGCCAGUGCUGCCCCUUCCCUCAAAAGCCAGAAGCCCUGCAGGAGAGGAAGAAGAACAUCUGCUUCCCAGGCAGGUCCAGGUGAAUUCAGAGGUUCACAUCGCUUCAGUGAAGGCAGUGAAUGACCACAGAGUAGACUACAUGGUGUCCAAUAUCAUCCGGCUGAGCUUAGCGGGCCUGGUCCUCUGUCUCCUUGGGCUGAUGAUAGCCAAGGCCCAGUAAGAAAUGGACGACCUCUGCAAUUCAACAUGCAUGGAAUUUGAGGGGUUAAGAAUUCAUCCCUCCCUGUCCUGCCCAGUUCUGUGACCUGAUGAGCAAGUGACUUCCAGUUGACAUCCUCCUCUCACGUCCCAUAUACCUUUCAGGGUAGAACCAGACCUAACAAGAGGCACAGAACUACUGCCGCACUGUCCCUUCCUGGUAUAUUUAGUAUAACGGAAUGCAUGAGAUGAUAUCCCCAUGCUGCACAUUUCCCCAGCCUUCACAUCAUUGGAUGGAGUGGGCAGGAAGUGCACAGCAUAACUACAUCACACCCAUAUUUUGUGUCGUAGUUCAUGAUAUUUCAAAGGAGGAGAGAUAUUAGCUGGCAUCCAGACUAACCCUGCAUUUGGGCAAACAGGUUUCAGUAGCUAGGAUGUUUCCGUAGCUAGCUCUGCUAAGUUGGGAGGAGCAUACAUUCUAGACAGCUUUGCACCCACACAACCUGUGGAGCCCUUCCUGCUUGGAACCCUCUUCUGUUCUGAUGUGUUGCACAGAAUCAUGCUGAGAAGAGCAAGUGGCUGCACACUAGCCUAGGGUUGAGGUCAGUGUUCCCUCUGAUUUUUAUCAUCAGUGAGUGGAAACAGUUUUGUUCUGGGUGGCAGUUUCAAGGCAGUGUGCGCACAUAAUUAUCUCUCACACAGAGAAAUAUAUGUUAACACUGCACCGCGCAUAGUGUGGCAUGCAAAUUUUUUACACCCCCUGUCCCCCCUCUUCUUCUGCAGCUUAUUAAUCAACACUGAAACUCAUUAUUCAUUACUAAGUACCAUGAAUAUGCACCAUAAAUAUGGAAGGAAAAAGAAAUGUAUUUUACAAUUCUACUCUAUUUUAUUACAAAUAAAAACAAGGCAAUACUUCAACAAAUAGUUACUGGAAGUGAUAAUACUUCAUUAUUCAAAUUAGUAUGGUAGAAAUAGUAUUAUCACACUGCUGCAGAUGGUAGAAUAGUAUUAUCACACUAUUUUGUUGCAUUUGAUUGCCAUUAGUCACCAUGGGACUAUUUUAAGCAAGAUAGAAAAUAAAUCUUGGCCUCUGAAGAGUCCAAAUAUGCACUUUUGCCCU
Molecule: messenger RNA, 2076 nt
Organism: Hemicordylus capensis (graceful crag lizard)
Lineage: Eukaryota; Metazoa; Chordata; Lepidosauria; Squamata; Cordylidae
Exons: 6
Coding region: 292-978 (228 amino acids)
Source: RefSeq, a predicted model, not a curated record